Lathyrus sativus (Indian pea) is the source of this 1392-nucleotide messenger RNA. The record is from the annotation of a GenBank genome assembly. NCBI's taxonomy places the organism in Eukaryota, Viridiplantae, Streptophyta, Magnoliopsida, Fabales, Fabaceae.
AUGAGUUAUUCAGGUGAAUGUUUGUUGCAACUUGCACAACGUUGCGUGAAGCACUCAAAACAAUUGAAGCAAAUUCAUUCUCUUGUAAUCACUAAUGGUUACCUCCUUUUUCACCAUAACAAAUGGAUGCCAACACUUCUCUACAAUGCUUUCAUAAGAGCCUAUCAUGUUCAAAACCACAACAAGGUUCUUGUCAUUUUUACUCACAUGCUUUCAAACAAUGUCUCACCCAACACACACACUUUUCCUCCUCUCCUUAAGUCAUCACCUCGUUCUCUUGUCACGUCUCUUCAUUCUCAAGCCCUUAAACGUGGGAUCUUAUCUGACCCUUUUGUAGUUACUACUCUUCUUGUACUCUAUGCAAAAAACAACAACCUUGUUUGUGCACAAAAGGUGUUUGAGGAAGUUCCUCUCUUUUGUAUUGUUGCUUCCAAUGCAAUGAUCAAUGCUUUUUCAAUGAAUGGUAACAUGGAGUGUGCUUUGUUGCUUUUUCAAUCCAUGCCUUACCGGGAUGUCGUUUCGUGGACUACUAUGGUUAAUGGUUAUGCUGUGAAUGGGAGUUUCGGUGCUGCAAUUCGGUGUUUUGGGAGGAUGAUGACUCAUAAGGAUGUUGUUGGUUGUUUGGUGAAACCAAAUGAGGCUACUUAUGUUAGUCUGAUAUCCUCAUGUGCUGGUUUAGAAGGAAAGGCUGCUCUUGAUUUUGGAAGGCAAAUUCAUGGUUACAUAUUGGUGAAAGGGGUUGAUUUGGGAGUUUUUGUUGGAACUUCUUUGAUAAAUCUUUAUGGAAAGAUGGGGUGUUUGAACUAUGCUGUGAAUGUUUUUAGAGUAAUGGUUAAAAGAGAGGUUUGUACUUGGAAUGCAAUGAUUUCUUCACUGGCUUCCAAUGGUAGAGAGAAGGAGGCACUGGAUUUGUUUAAAAAGAUGAAGAAGCGUCAAGGGUUGCAACCGAAUAGCAUUACGUUUGUGGCAGUUCUUACGGCAUGUGCUCGUGGGAGGUUUGUUAGGGAUGGAUUGGACUUGUUUGGAUCGAUGACGAGUGAGUUUCAAGUAGUGCCAGUAAUGGAGCACUAUGGAUGUGUGGUUGAUCUUUUGGGAAGAGCCGGUCAUAUUCAAGAAGCUGCUGAUAUCAUAAGAAAUAUGCCUUUUCAGCCUGAUGAAUCAGUAUUUGGUGCAUUUUUGGGUGCAUGUAGGAUUCAUGGAGCUAUUGAACUUGGAGAAGAAAUAGCGAAGGAGAUGCUUAAAUUGCAGACACAACACUGUGGCCAAUACUUGUUAUUGUCCAGCAUGAAUGCUGAGAAAGAAAGAUGGGAUCAUGCUGCUGAUCUGAGGAAAGAAAUUAUGGAGGCUGGAAUUCAAAAAAUUCCAGCAUUUAGUAUGGUUCAUUUAACAUAA